Molecule: messenger RNA, 3052 nt
Organism: Rhopalosiphum maidis (corn leaf aphid)
Lineage: Eukaryota; Metazoa; Arthropoda; Insecta; Hemiptera; Aphididae
Product: zinc finger protein 84-like
Exons: 6
Coding region: 494-2362 (622 amino acids)
Biological process (GO): regulation of DNA-templated transcription
Cellular component (GO): nucleus
Molecular function (GO): DNA-binding transcription factor activity, RNA polymerase II-specific; zinc ion binding; RNA polymerase II cis-regulatory region sequence-specific DNA binding
Source: RefSeq, a predicted model, not a curated record
GGUCGUCGCCCGCGGGCCGCCGGAGCGCAUCACUUUUUUUUUCUUUUCGUACACUCUUUUACCAUUUUUUUUUUUAUCGUAAUCCACACACACACACACACACACCCGCCGUCUACGUGGCCCGCCGCCGUUGCCGCUGCGUUCGUCCCCGGCCGCGCCGCAGCCCGCAAUAUUAUCCGUGAAACUCUCGUAACCUGCCGCCGUAGCACACGGUCGUCCGUUUUUCGCGUACGCCGCCGACGUCCGUGGUUCCGUGGCUGGCGCAGCACAAAAUAAUAUUAUUGCGAAGACAUUCGCGCGGGGCUUUCGAUUUUCGUCGUCAUCGCGUCGACGAAUUCAAAUUAUUAUUCGUGAUAUUAAUAAUAAUUAAUUAUUCCGUUCGACGUACAGUUUGACGAAUACCGACCGUACCCGUCGUCGAGUGUGCGCGCGACGACCAUAAGUCACGACGACGACGACGGCGUUUCACUCGGACGACAGCAGCCGCACACCUAUGGCGCACGACGACGAAGACGAUCCGUCCGUCGCGGCUGCGGCUUCGGCUUCGGCCUUUGCGAUCAGCUGCAGGUUAUGCUGCAUGCCUUCGCUGCCCGAAAAUCAACGGCAUCCAAUUGUCGCGGUCUCGGACGGCUGUGGCGGGACACGCCCCGGCGACAACGACUUGCGCGACACCAUUGUCAAGCACCUGCGGAUACAGGUAUCAGAGGAUGAUGGUUUGUCCAAAUUUGUAUGCACUGGAUGCUCGACAUUGUUAAAUGAAUGGGAUCACUUUUCUGAGAUGUGCUCAAGAAAUAACAACAUACCCUUGAAACGACUUCCAGAUGGAAAUGAUAAAAAUGAUGAUGGCGAUGAAUCGGCGAACAAUUUAGUAAUAGACAUAACUGAUGAAGAUGAUGAACAAAGUUAUACAAGUAAAGAUAAAAAUAAGUCGGGAGCACCUAAAAAAUCAUUCCUUGGGGAACCAUCACCUGAAGAUUAUGUAUUAAUGAAAGAAGAAACAUUCAAUUUAGAACCAGUAAAGAAUGGACCAACAGGUGUUUUAGGUGACUAUUUAAUAGAGUAUAAUAAUUCCAAAAAGUUACCAACAGAAUUGAGUAAUGCUGAUAAAGACAUUGUUGAUAAUUUACGCAUCCGAAGAGAAAUUUUACCAUCCAUGUGGGAUGUAUUUGAAAAGACAAUUGAAAAGCUGAAAUCUGGAGAGUCAAGUUCAACAGUAGUAACUCAUAGACGGUAUAUUAUCAAUAAAGGUGCAUUUCCAUGUUCGUUGUGUGGCGAAUGUUAUGAGUUUGAUCAAGGUGUUUGCCGCGAUGAAGAAGAACCUCAGCCACCGGUUGAAGUUGAUAUUCAACAACGUUUAUUCAUUUGUCCUACAUGUGGGAAAUCUUUCCCUCGUCGUAGUUCAUGGAAACGUCAUCAAAUGACUCACGAAGAUGUGAAACCCUAUGUAUGCCGUGUUUGCACUAGUGGUUUCAAUCGCAAGGAACAUUUGAUGCGCCACAUGUUGUCGCAUAGUACUGUUAGACCAUUUCCGUGUGAACGGUGUGGUAAACGUUUUAUACGCAAAGAGCAUUUAGCUAGACAUCUUUUGUGCAUACCAAGUUGUUCUAAUUCGUCUGACAUGCCGAGACCUUUCUGUUGUGAUAUUUGCAAACAGAGAUUUGUGCGUAAAGAACAUUUGUUCAGACAUAGAAAACGGGCCCAUGAACAUGCAUUAAUAUUAGAUAAUCAAUUAGAAGAGAAACCGUUCGUGUGUUGGCAAUGUGGAAAAUGUUUUACUCGCUAUGAACAUCUACGAAAACAUUUGGAUAUUCAUAAUGGUAUUAUACCUUCAUCUUCAUCAGAAAUACUUCCUGAAGUAACUCUUUCAGAAAUAAGACCCGAAAAAUCUUUGGUAGAUAUUAAAACAGAAAAUUUAUCGGAGUCUGAAGGAGAACCCGAAGUUCUUCCCCCAGUGAGUGUGCUUGAACUCAACGAACAACAACCUGAACAAGCUAGACCAAAACCAAGUACUCUUUGUACCAUUUGUAAAAAGACCUUCUCUCGUCGUAGUCAUUUGUUGCGCCAUCUGAAGCGCAUACAUAAAGUAGAACCAGUGUUGACUAGAAGACGAGUAAACAAAUCUGGUGACGAAAAUGGAAAUUCUAUAGAAGAUACCAAAUGGGAAUGUCAUACGUGUGGAAAGACAUUUUCCAGACAAGCUCAUCUUGAAAGGCAUGAAAAAAAUUUGCAUAGCGAAGAGCGUAUGGUGCCUGCCCCAUAUGAAUGUGUGUCUUGCGGCCAGGCCUUCUUCGAUAGCAAUUUACUUAACCAGCAUAUGGCAACCCAUGGAAAUACAGUGACUGAUAAUUUUGUUUGGAUGUGAUGUGGUUUAAUAUUGGGUUUUUUUUUUUUAUUAUUUGAUUCUGGGUGUGUUAAUAGCUUACACGAAUUUGGCUUGGCAGCAUUUUAAAUUAUGUUGCAUCAUAGAAUGUUUUAUAAAUAUAUAGAACUUAACAGAUCAAUAUUGCCUGUCAGUAGUGUCAGUCGAUUGGUAUUUUAAAGAAAACUAAUAAAAAAAGAGUCAGUUGAACUAUCAAUAUUGAUCCCUUAAUAGUUUCAAAUUAUGGAUAUGCUAUACUGCAUUUAGUUUUAUUUAUUGGCUAGCUAUCUUGACUUGCUAAUAUUUUUUUAUUAUUAAUACUAUUUUAUGUAUACUGGGUGACCCCCCAUGAUUUGCUGUUUUCCUGUUAGUUGAAUGUGAAAAAGUAGGAAAUACAGUGGGCGGGGCCACCGUACAUAUUAUGUACAAUUUUAACAUCUUUUUGUUUAUUUUCAUGUAUUGUUAUCUACAGUGUAGCCUAUUCGGACCAAAAGUCAAACAAAGGCUGUAAAAUAAUAAUUUAAGUAAAAAAAAAAAUGUAAUAAAACUUAAUUACUGUGUGUUAACAAUCAUUGACGUUAUUUACCAAAAUUGAGAAAUUUUUUGUUUACCAAUACAGACUUUUCCAAAAAUAUUAAUGAUUACUACAUCAAUUUAUCUUAUUGUUAUUAUAUAAUAUUAUACAGGGUGGAC